Messenger RNA from Aphanomyces invadans, 1374 nucleotides. RefSeq lists its product as hypothetical. Bases 509 to 1279 code for a protein of 256 amino acids. The transcript is spliced from 2 exons. Gene Ontology annotation, molecular function: Hsp90 protein binding. The record is from RefSeq and is a predicted model, not a curated record. Lineage: Eukaryota; Oomycota; Saprolegniomycetes; Saprolegniales; Verrucalvaceae.
GCGAGUUUGAACUGGUGGCAAUCGGCAAGUCCACCAAGAAGAGCAUGAGCGAGGUGGAGCUGGAGUUUGAUGAGUCCAAGGUGUGGUCGAACGAAGAGCGCCAGGCGUACUUGGACAAGAUCCCGGAGAUGUCUCUCUUUGACGACCACAUUCUCGAAGACGACGUGAUGGUUGAUGCAAUGAUGGCACUAGUGAACGAAGGAGAGACGCCAGAGACGCUGGCGCUCGCGUGCAAGAACAAAGGCAACCAACACUACGGCGAUGCGCGCAAGUUCAACAAAAACUACUACACGCGGUGGCGGAACCCACCGACCCCGAGGUGCUUAAAGAGUGCAACCACGACGAGCCGAUUGAGCUCACCAAGUUGCUGACGGCCAUCUACAACAACCGGGCGGCAUGCCACUUGGCGAUCAAGAACUACGGCAGCUGUCGAUCGGACGCGGCGCGGGCACUCAAGUACGACCCAACCAACCUCAAGGCACUCUUUCGCGGCGCCAAAGCGUCCAGCAUGUUGAAGAAACCCGAAGACACGUUACGGUACUGCAAAGUCGGGUUGGCCGUCGACCCUUCGCACAAAGAUUUGAUCGCGCUUCAAGCGAGCGGCCUGGUCCAGCUCGAGGAGCAGCGCGUAGAACGGGAGGUCGAGGCGUUCAAGCGCCAGAAGCGACGAGCGAUGACCAACAAGUACAAGCAACUGUGCACGUUGCGCAAGGUUCGCGUGGGCCCAGCAAUAAUUUCCGACCGCCGGGUCGCCGACUUUCAGGGGAAGGCGGACCUGAAUCCCGACUCGGGCAACAUGGCGUGGCCGGUGCUAUUCUUGUACGAUGAGUACGGUCAGUCCGACUUUAUCCAAGCGUUUGACGAGCACGACAUGGUGGUCGAGCACUUAGCCAACAUGUUCCCGGAGGACGGACCGUUCUGCAUGUGGGACACCCGAUGCGACUACAAGGCGUCGCAGCUCGUGCUGUAUGUUGUCGCCGACGCAGUCUUGCCCUUUGCCACGGACGACGCGUGGCAUGUCGCGCUGAGUGGGGACGUCGAGUCGGACGUGGCCGAGUCUACGCGGCUACGAGAAGAAGAGAAACACUCGUACAAGCACACGUGGUGGCUAGAAGUGUCACCAUUCUGCUCACUCGCGAUGGUGUUGCAGCACCACCAAUACGUCGUUCCGGGGAUCCCUGUUUUCAACGUGAUGGUGCGAGGAACCAAGCAUCACACGACUUUCCUCGCGUCAAUUGAGCACCGCGUCGUGCAAGUCAAAGCGCCUGGGUUCCCCUAACACUGACCUUCUUUACAACAGCUAGCUCAGUCUUUCGUAUGCAAUAGAGUUCAGCUGCGGGGCUUGCGUUGUGUCUGUGGGUGGUACUCGCGAUU